This is a messenger RNA of Lotus japonicus, 3190 nucleotides long. RefSeq lists its product as uncharacterized. Bases 346 to 3123 code for a protein of 925 amino acids. NCBI's taxonomy places the organism in Eukaryota, Viridiplantae, Streptophyta, Magnoliopsida, Fabales, Fabaceae. The record is from RefSeq and is a predicted model, not a curated record. The transcript is spliced from 6 exons.
AAUUAUUUCAUUCGAACCAACGAAAAUUCUCAAUUCUGUCUCCAUUUAUUAUUAAAUGCUUCGAAACACUGUCUUUCUCUCUCUACACCUUCACCCUUUCCUCUUCUUCUCUUCUCUUCUCUUCUCUGUUGCUCAUAAAUUCUCUGGUGUGUUACUUCCAUCUCUCUCUCUCUCUUUUUCUCUACAAACAGUCAAUUCAAUUCAAUUCCAUCUACUAUCUACAAUGCUUUUGUCUUUCGGUGUUUUCAUGGUGGGUUUUUAAUGCCUCUCUUUCACUCUACUCAAAUGUUUAGCUGACCCUGACCCAUCUCAUUGUUUCAACGUUUACGGAAUUAUUCUUUGAAAAUGGGAGUUGAAAAAGAAGGGACAAAGAAUGGAGGAUAUGUUGGUGGUUUUCUCCACUUGUUUGACUGGACCUCGAAACCCCGUAAGAAAUUAUUUGCAUCCAAGUCAGAUUUACCAGAGCCUAUGAAGAAGGAAAGAAAAGCCGAUUACAAUGUGGCACCCUAUCUGAUGGAUGAUGAUGAAAAUGGAGUAGGUGCAAGUGCUAGAGGAAGCUGUGAUCAUAGCUAUGCUUCAUCUGUUACAGAUGAUGAAGCAUAUGGAACAAGGCCCCCCAGCGUAGUUGCCAGGCUUAUGGGAUUAGAUUCCUUGCCUCCUUCCAGUUUUUCUGAUCCGUAUGGCACUCCAUAUUCUGAUACUCGAUCCCUUCAAGAUGCUCAGUACUUCAGGAAAAACCUCAGUCAUCAGCACGAUUGUCAGGCUUUAUAUUCUGGAAACCUCGUCGAAAAGAUUGAGGGCUCUUCUAGGAACUUUAUGGAGCCAAAACCUCAAAAGACCAUUACCAGGCCAAUUGAAAAGUUCCAAACUGAAGUACUGCCUCCAAAAUCAGCUAAAUCAAUUCCUGUUACACACCACAAACUUUUGUCUCCUAUUAAGACUCCUGGCUUUGUUCCAACAAACAAUGCCGCUUAUAUAAUGGAGGCUGCAGCAAGAAUUAUUGAACCUGGAUCCCAAGCUAGUGGAAAGGCUAGAGCACUGCUGGCAUCAUCAUCAACAACAUCACUGAGGGUUAAAGAUCUCAAUAAGUUUGAGCCUUCGCCAAAAGGACCUUUAAUUGGGCCAUCUUCCAUGACCUCUAGAGUUCGAGAUCUUAAAGAAAAAAGAGAAACUUCUCAGAGAACAACCAGGCUUUCAGAAACUUCACAUAGGCCAGUUGAAUCAAAUGCUGUCAAGUAUUUAAAAGGACAAUCUUUGAACAGAAGCUGGAAUGGAUCUGUGGAUGCAACCAUCAGACCUCCUUCACAUGCAGAAGAAGAUUCUUCUUCGAAGAAAAAGGGGAGAUCUAUUUCACUUGCGAUCCAAGCGAAAGUGAAUGUUCAAAGAAGGGAAGGUUUGAGUGGUGGCAAAAGUUUGACGGGCCAAAAAGAGCAUCUUGACAGUAAAUCCAAUCAACCAUCAAGGGCAAAUGUUCAGAGAAAUUUGCAUAAGAAAUCUUCUGGUCAGAAUUCUUCUGGUGUUCUCAGGCAGAAUAAUCUGAAACAAAACUAUUCAAUUGAUAAAGACAAAUUACCAUCAAAGCCAUCAGUUUCCAAUUCACAAGGUAGAAAAGUUCCGAAUGGGGAUUCCUCGUAUGGACGUCAUAGAAGCUCUAGUGGUAAAUCCAUUGCAAAAUCUAAAGUUGGAUCCAAAAAGUCAGCCAUGGAGGUGACAGACAGUGAAAAGGAAGUUUUGUAUACAAGCACAAACAAUUUUCCUAGAAAGAAAAGGUCUACUGACAAGGACUGGAAUGAUAGGGCUGUGGAUAAUUUGUUCAUUGACAAAACUCCGAAGCCUGUUAAGUCUAAUCAAGUGAGCAAUAAACAAUAUGGUUGGGGUGAAGAAGUAAAAAAGAAAGACAUGGAUGUAGUUUCCUUCACAUUUACCACACCAUUAGCAAGGAGCAAUCCAUGUUUUGAGACAUCUGGACAAGCUAGCCAGAAUUAUAACGGUCCUUCAUUGGAUCAACGCAUUAAAAGAGUGUUGCUUGACACAGACAAUUCAAGGUCUCCAAUAGGAUACAAUGUAAUUGGUGGCGAUGCCUUAGGUAUCCUUUUGGAACAGAAGCUGAGGGAAUUAACUGGUGGAGUUGAAGCCUCUUCUGAUGACGUUUCUAAAGUGAGGCAACCUUCCGUUUCUGCACCGAUGUCUGAUGGCCAAGUAACCAACCUCAACUGGAGAUUGCAACAGAACAAGGACCAAGAUGUGUUGUCUACAAACAAGUUAAGCAGUAGCCAUGAUUCUGACAUCUCCUUCAGUAGUCUUCCUGAAUUAUCAUUGAAACACAACUCAUGGGUUGAUGAAAUGGAACCACAGUUAUUCAAUUGCCGAGAACCAAGUCCAAUCUCUGUUCUUGAGCCAUCUUUUUCAAUUGAAAGCUAUGAUUCCUCAAUGAGCACGGACUUUACUAGUACGGAAGGAAGCAAGUUGUAUUCAACUGUUCAAGUUCAGGAAGUUCAUGGCUUGAAUUUUUCAAGGAACUUCUAUAUUAAUGAAUAUGACACUGAGUUAUCUGAUUCUGCUUCUUCAACAUCAACUGGGACCAUGGUGAAGAAGCACACAGGUACAUUUUCUGCAAUGAAGUUUGGAAGAUCAAAUACAUGGGAGUUGGACUAUGUUAAAGAUAUUUUGUGCAAUGUUGAGUUGAUGUAUAUGGAUUUUUCCCUUGGUCGAGCUCGCGAGAUUGUAAACCCUCAUUUAUUCAACCAGUUGGAAAGCCGAAAGGGUGGAUUUAAGAGUGAUGCUGAAUCUAGGAUUCAGAGGAAAGUUAUAUUUGAUUGUGUGAGUGAGUGUAUGGACUUAAGAUGCCGGCGUUAUGUAGGUGGAGGAUACAAAAUGUGGACUAAAGGGGUUGCAAUGGUGAAGAGAAAGGAAUGGUUAGCAGAAGAUGUGUACAAGGAAAUUUCAGGGUGGAGAGGGAUGGGGGAUUCAAUGGUAGAUGAGCUUGUGGAAAAGGACAUGAGCAGCCAAUAUGGAAAGUGGCUAGAUUUCGAGGUUGAUGGUUUUGAACUUGGCACAGAGGUUGUGGACCAAAUAGUUAAUUCUUUGUUUGAUGAUGUUGUCACUGAAAUCUUGCAAUUGUAAACACGUUAUUGAUUUAUUUUGGUGCUGUUUGAUCUUGUUGAUUAAUUCAUGGAAAUUGGAUUAUCAA